CUGACAGCUGAUAAAAUUAAUUUCUGGCUAGCCUUAUUUUCGACUGAAAUAAAAUAUAUAUUUACAACGAGCUAAAAUGGACUCCUUCAGCAGUAGAAACCGCAAUAUUGCAUUUCUGGUGCUUUGCCUCUGCGCCUGUUAUGCGUUGGCCAUGGAGGGCGGCAAAGAAAUUCCAGCAACGAAAUUUGGACAGAGCGUUGCUCCCACGAUGACUUUCCUCUAUUGCUACUCGUGCGGCUAUCGCAAGGCCUUUGAUGACUAUGUGAAUAUAUUGGGCGACAAGUAUCCGCAAAUAAUUGUGCACGGCGGCAACUAUGACCCGCCCGGCAUGAACUAUUAUCUUUCGAAGCUGAUAUUUGCACUCAAAAUUAUUAUUAUACUAUCUGUGGUGAGCUCUGUAUCGCCGUUCACAUUCUUUGGGAUCAACACGCCCAGCUGGUGGAGCCAUUUGCAGUCAAACAAAAUCUAUGCCUGCAUGAUGAUAUUCUUCUUGGGCAACAUGAUUGAGGGACAGCUUAUUUCAUCGGGCGCCUUUGAGAUAACACUAAACGAUGUGCCCGUGUGGUCUAAGCUGGAAACAGGCAAGUUCCCUGCACCGGAUGUGCUGUUCCAAAUCAUCGACAACCAACUACAAUUCACCGAUAAGGUGCAGGAAAAUCCGGACUUUGUUAAAUAAUAGUAGUGCCAGUCAUUACAAGCUAAGGCAGUAGAACAAAUCAACACCAAAUACAGUGAGGAGAAAAGACACGUGAGAAAUACACGAUUUAGUUUAUAACAAUAUUUGUCUCAGCAUUACGUAAAUACUAGUUAAAUAUGUUUACUCGUAAAUAUGUUUCACUUUCUUUUUUCCACUCUAUUACUAUAUAACUACUGCUCUUGUAUUUGUGUUCGGAAAUUGCCCCUCCCCCUUAAACUGUUUAAGUAUAUAAAAUAAUGAUAAUAAAUGUGUAACGUCUUUAGGUGCGAUGAA
Messenger RNA from Drosophila busckii, 970 nucleotides. It is a transcript of the gene SelT, whose product is annotated as thioredoxin reductase-like selenoprotein T homolog CG3887. Gene Ontology annotation, cellular component: endoplasmic reticulum membrane. The record is from RefSeq and is a predicted model, not a curated record. Bases 77 to 676 code for a protein of 199 amino acids. Gene Ontology annotation, biological process: cell redox homeostasis. The transcript is spliced from 2 exons. Lineage: Eukaryota; Metazoa; Arthropoda; Insecta; Diptera; Drosophilidae. Gene Ontology annotation, molecular function: thioredoxin-disulfide reductase (NADPH) activity.